Messenger RNA from Beta vulgaris subsp. vulgaris (sugar beet), 2345 nucleotides. RefSeq lists its product as uncharacterized. Gene Ontology annotation, molecular function: nucleic acid binding; zinc ion binding. Bases 292 to 1734 code for a protein of 480 amino acids. NCBI's taxonomy places the organism in Eukaryota, Viridiplantae, Streptophyta, Magnoliopsida, Caryophyllales, Amaranthaceae. The transcript has 6 exons. The record is from RefSeq and is a predicted model, not a curated record.
UAUUAUAUAGCCUAUAUGCGAGUAACACUCCAAAAACGCUCACGGUGCCGGUGCCCAACUCAUAAGCAAAUUGAAUUCCUUUAGAACCUCUGGAAUCUGGAACCUCUCAUACGUCAUACGCAAAGCUCGAAUUGCAGAAGCUCGUUCCAGAUUAAUUUUUCAAGUGUUGUGGCUGGAAAUCAGUAAUGAAUGACCUGUCAUCCCCGGGCCCAGGGCGGCCGCCCCUCUUGCCCUGGCUCAGGGACGGGCCUGAUAAGCAUCACAAUAUUUUGAUGAGGAGUCUUUACUUAGAUGACGAAUAGACCGGAUUUGGAUGAUGAUGAUGAUUUUAGCGAUAUCUAUAAGGCAUACACUGGGCCACUUGGAUCUUCUGCAGUCAAUGUACAAGAGAAACAAAGUGUAAACAAGAAAAGAUCGCAACCGAGUUCGGAUGAGGAAGAGGAACGUGACCCUAAUGCUGUUCCAACGGAUUUUACUAGCCGAGAGGCUAAGGUUUGGGAGGCUAAAUCUAAAGCAACUGAGAGGAACUGGAAGAAAAGGAAGGAGGAAGAAAUGAUUUGUAAAAUAUGUGGAGAAUCAGGUCAUUUCACUCAGGGAUGCCCUUCUACCCUUGGAGGGAGCCGUAACUCCCAGGAUUUCUUUGAAAGGGUGGCUGCAAGAGACAAGCAUGUGAGAGCGCUUUUCACAGAUAAAGUGCUAGAGAAGAUUGAGCAGGAAAAUGGCUGCAAAAUUAAGAUGGAUGAGAAGUUCAUCAUGGUCAGUGGCAAGGAUAGAUUAAUCUUGAGAAAAGGUGUAGAUGCAGUGCAUAAAGUAAUUAAAGAUGAAUGUAAUGAUAGGAGCUCUCCGGAGUCUCAUAUGGGAAGGUCUAGAUCACCUGAGCGCAGUCCUAUUGCUACUCGGUUAUUUCUCUCAGAAUCCCAAAGAUCUAGGUCUCUUGAACGAAGUCCUAUCAACACUCGAUUUUCACGCUCAGAAUCCCAAAGAUCUAACCCUAGCCCUAGAAAUGCAUCACAGUUUCAUCAAAGGUUUGGCAGACAAGAUAGAGGUCUUGAGGACCGUAUACGUGGGGAUUUGCAGAAACCUUCUAGAAAUUCUCCACAAGCUUAUGGUAGUGAUGGAGGACGAGGUCGUUCAAGCCUUUCACGGUCCCCUGCACGUGCCCCUUACAAUGGCAGUUCACAUACCACAUAUGAGGGACCCUAUAGAUCUCAUGGAUGGGGAACUGAGAGACGGGGAUCUGAUGCUCAUACUGAUGGUAAGAUUGAGCAUUCUGCAUUCCCGGCACAGAUGCUUGAGGAUUUGGAGUUGGAAUACAAAAGAGAGGCUAUGGAUCUCACCAGACUUCGUGACCAGCAAGAAGAUGAGGAGAAUUGCAAGCAUCGUGAGGCAAUUAGAGAAUUGAGGGAGAGUUACAUGAAAAGGCUUGCUGGUUUACGAGGCUCUCAUGCUAAACAGUGGGAUGAGUUUCUUCUCUUGGAGACACAAAUGCGUCAACAACAAGUACACCAGCAGCAGAUGUCCACUUCGGGGUUUAGUGGUUAUCAGCCGUCAACUUUUUCUGAUUAUGAUUCAUCUCGCAAUCAACCCUAUGCUGGGUCAAAUUUUCAUGUGGAGCCAAGGAGCCAAUACACAAAUUCUGGUGAAAACUAUCCAAACUCCAGGCCCCGUGAUGCUUACAGCGAUUUUCAGCAUCCGAGGCUAGAUGGUUAUGGAAGAGCAUACAAUCGAUACUAAGUAGUUAUGCUGGAAAAGAUAUUGGUGAGUUUGUCUUUCUCUUCAGAUCAAGUUACUGUAUAUUUUGCCUGUUGGCCUUUCUGUAAAUUCAUAAAGUCUGUGAAGACUUGCCUACAUCUGUUGGUGAAAAUUGGAGCUUUCCUUGUUUGGUGUCUUAGAUUUACCUUAGAAUGAAUCUAGUGCAACUUAUGGUGCUACCUGUAAAAUAUAGUAAUGGUCUCUUUGUAGGAGGAUUAGAGGUGCUGGAGUUUAGUGGAUAAUUAGGCCUUCUUUUUCCCUCUUUUUUUUCUUUUUACUAUGCAAUAGAUUAAAAAUUCAGUUCAAACUUUUCAGGGCUAAGGGCUUGAUGGUUAUAUGCUAUUGGAGCCUGAACCAUAGGUAAGUGUUCUAUAGAUUCUUUUAGGUUGUCGAGGGAUCAGUGAAGAUCUGCGCUGUUGUAUGGUUCCCUCAUGGUUCUGCCUUAUCAGACUAGUUUCUGUUAUUUUCAGUCCUUGUUUUCCCCAUUGGUUUAGCUAUGAUCAACCUGUGACGUUAAACCUUUUUGGGUUUGGUUUUCAUGUCUUUGAAUUGUCGGAUCAAAUUGGAUGAAUGGCUAUAUGUUUUAUCUAUUA